AUGUCUGUUACUACCAGUCAUCUCGUGCUGCCACGCCCAGGCACAACAUAUACACCAAAGCCGCCUAUUAGAGGUCCUUCGGAAUCAUUUUUCACAUCCACUUUUGGCGCCUUGCUUCCACCGGCGCAACACCUUGAAACUGCCAAUGGAAAAGCGGCGUACUUCUCGAUACCACCAUCGGCACCUACAGAUAAUGCACGAAUACUCGAUCGCGUACUCCUAAUCCAUGGUGUACAGACCCCAGCCAUAGGAAUGCUGCCUCUGGCACGUGCACUGCACGAUACAUUCCCACACACACAUUUCGUGUUGGUAGAUCUCUGGGGUCACGGCUUAAGUGAUACACCCGUCAUUCCACACGAAGCGGCUUUGUUCCACGGCCUGAUUGACGCGCUACUCGAUCAUUUACAAUGGUCUACCGCACAUCUCAUUGGCUUCUCCUUCGGCGGCUCAUUAACAGUCGGAUACACUGCAUCGCGACCAUCUCGCGUGAGCAGCUUCACGCUUGUUGCCCCAGCGGGACUUAUCCGCAUUUAUGCUUUCCCAACAGAAGACCAACACCACCUGAUGCACGGUGUUGACGAAGUCGAGGUGCGAAAGCUUAUUCUACGGUUCUUGGAAGGCGGGGAAUUGAUAGUUCCGGAUGACUGGCGAGAAAGAGUUGGAAGAGGUGAGAUCGUUCCUCAAGCGGUGAAAGAAUGGCAGAUGCGUGAACACCCUGGGCAUACGGCCUCUGUUGUUGCUAUGUUUAGAGACGGCGGUGCAAUGUACAAUCAUGAUAACUUUGAGAAGGCGGUACGGACUGGUAUACCUUCUUUGGUGGUACUGGGUGAGUAUGAUGAUCUGUGUACGGAGCAACAGUUAAGAGGAUAUGGGUUCAGUGAUGUUCAUGUUGUCCCACAAGCCGGACAUGGUGUUGUAAGAGAACGGGUACCAGAAGUUGCUGGAUUCAUCACAAACUUCUGGAAUGGGCUAGAUUAA
This is a messenger RNA of Alternaria arborescens, 978 nucleotides long. RefSeq lists its product as hypothetical. The transcript has a single exon. Lineage: Eukaryota; Fungi; Ascomycota; Dothideomycetes; Pleosporales; Pleosporaceae. The coding region runs from base 1 to 978 and encodes 325 amino acids. The record is from RefSeq and is a predicted model, not a curated record.